Anopheles marshallii is the source of this 1962-nucleotide messenger RNA. RefSeq names its product glutamate--cysteine ligase (gene Gclc). The record is from RefSeq and is a predicted model, not a curated record. The transcript has 4 exons. Gene Ontology annotation, biological process: glutathione biosynthetic process. NCBI's taxonomy places the organism in Eukaryota, Metazoa, Arthropoda, Insecta, Diptera, Culicidae. Gene Ontology annotation, cellular component: glutamate-cysteine ligase complex. Gene Ontology annotation, molecular function: glutamate-cysteine ligase activity. Bases 1 to 1962 code for a protein of 653 amino acids.
AUGGGUUUGCUAAGCGAAGGAAGUCCUUUAACGUGGGAUGAAACCAAGGCGCUGGCGCAACACGUUCGCGAGCACGGUAUCGAGCAGUUUAUCAAUCUGUUCGCGCGCCUAAAAGACCGCCAAGGGGACGUGCUGAAAUGGGGCGACGAGGUGGAGUACAUAAUCGUCCGCUUCGAUGAUAAGCAGCGUGCGGUGCAGGUAUCGUUGCGCGCCCAAGAAAUUCUGGCUAAACUGAACGAGAAGGAAGCAGCCGAUCCGCAAGGUGUGAAAUCGUUAUGGCGUCCGGAGUACGGUGCGUACAUGAUCGAAGGUACGCCUGGCAAACCGUACGGAGGUUUACUGGCUCAUUUUAACGUGGUCGAAGCGAACAUGCGCUACCGCCGUAUGGAGGUAGCUUCCAUGCUGCCGGAAAACGAAGUCGUAAUGUCGAUAACAAGUUUCCCCCGGUUGGGAUGUCCGGCAUUCACGUUCCCAUUCGCGGUGCCCACUCCGGACGAUGAAUCCUGUGCCGCGCGAUCGAACUUUUUCCCCGACGAAGCCAUCUUUCCGGGCCAUCCACGUUUUAAAACGCUUACGCGCAAUAUACGUCAACGGCGCGGCGAGAAGGUGUCCAUCAAUUUGCCGAUCUACCCCGAUCGCGACACGAAAGUGCCGGUCGAGGGAAGCAUACCGUCCCAUCCCAACUUCGUGCAUAUGGACGCGAUGGGUUUUGGUAUGGGUUGUUGCUGUCUGCAGCUUACGUUCCAGGCGUGUAACAUCAGCGAAGCUCGCACCCUGUACGAUCAGCUGACACCGAUGUGUCCUAUAAUGCUAGCGCUUACGGCGGCCAGUCCGGCCUAUCGAGGGUUCUUGACCGAUGUGGAUUGCCGAUGGAACGUGAUUUCGGCCUCGGUCGACUGUCGCACGCGGGAGGAACGCGGCGAGUUGCCGCUAAAGAAUGAUCGGUUCCGCAUUUAUAAAUCGCGCUACGAUUCAAUCGAUUCCUACCUAUCACCGGCUGGAGAAAAAUACAAUGACGUGCCUUUGGUGCUGGAUGAAACGCUCUACAAGCGGCUGCGCGAGGGCGAUAUCGAUCAUCUGCUUGCGCAACACAUCGCCCAUCUAUUCAUACGCGACUCGGUGUCGCUGUUUAGCGAAAAGGUGCACCAGAACGAUCGCGAGGACACGGAUCACUUCGAAAACAUUCAGUCGACCAACUGGCAAACGAUGCGGUUCAAACCACCGCCACCCAACUCACCGAUCGGCUGGCGGGUCGAGUUCCGGCCCUGUGAAGCGCAGCUGACCGACUUUGAGAAUGCCGCGAUCGUAUGCUUCGUUGUGCUGCUGACACGCGUCAUCCUUUCGUACCAGCUCGAUUUCCUGAUUCCCAUCAGCAAGGUGGAUGAAAAUAUGCAAAACUCGCAAAAGCGUGGGGCAGUGCUGACGGAACGGUUUUGGUUCAAGAAAAACAUUACCGGCAUUCCGCGGGCGGGGCAAGGGAGCGUGGCCGAGGGUGAGCCACUCCCGACGGGGCAGGAACCGCAACAAAAUGGUACGACCGAUGAACCAGCAACAACCGGCUCGGCUACGGAUGAGUUCGAACUAAUGACGAUUGAUCAGAUUAUUAAUGGAAAGGGCACAUUCCCGGGACUGGUGCCGCUGAUCAAUAGUUAUCUCGGUUCGAUGGAUGUGGACGCCGAUACGCACUGUACGAUUCAGCAGUACCUAAAGCUAAUACAGAAACGGGCGUCCGGCGAACUGAUGACGACUGCAAGCUGGAUGCGGCAGCAAGUAGUGUCGCAUCCCGAAUACAAAAAUGAUUCCGUCAUCAGCGAGGGCAAUUGUUACGAUUUGCUGCGAAAGGCUAAGGACAUCCAGGACGGUGUGCUGGCAUGCCCGGAACUGCUUGGCAACAACAUCAACUCCAAAACGACGGACAACAUUCCGGCUGCCAUCAAGAAGCAUCUUACCAAGCAAUGUUAG